This is a messenger RNA of Erinaceus europaeus (western European hedgehog), 2695 nucleotides long. RefSeq names its product ring finger protein 13 (gene RNF13). The record is from RefSeq and is a predicted model, not a curated record. Gene Ontology annotation, biological process: ubiquitin-dependent protein catabolic process; positive regulation of DNA-templated transcription; protein ubiquitination. Gene Ontology annotation, molecular function: ubiquitin protein ligase activity. The transcript is spliced from 9 exons. The coding region runs from base 438 to 1553 and encodes 371 amino acids. NCBI's taxonomy places the organism in Eukaryota, Metazoa, Chordata, Mammalia, Eulipotyphla, Erinaceidae. Gene Ontology annotation, cellular component: cytoplasm; nucleoplasm.
GGACCUCGGACCCCAGGACGGGACUCAAAGGCUCAGUGCCUCCCAGAGUCGCCGGGAAGCGGUCUCUGCCGGGUGUAUGCGCUCAGGCGGAAGCCUUGGCGGCCCCAGAUGGGGUCGCACAGGGGCAGUCGCUCGGGUCCCGCUUCGUCUCCCUGCCGUCCAUGCCCGGAGCAAACUCCUCCGCCCCGCCUGGGGCACAGAUCACGCGGCCCAGAACGCGACCCAGGCGAGUAACCAGCCUUCCCCCUCUAGCCCCAGCUCUGCUGGAGCUACGGAGAGACCGCGGCGUGAAAGUCUGAAACAGCCUUGACGAGCAGCUCUUCAGCCCAAUGGGCGAUCGCCUCUCCGACUAUGGGCCAAUCAAGUGCGUGUGAAGGCGGGACUUCCGCCUCAAUCUCCCAUCCCCCUCGGACGCUGGCGGCUGUGGGCCCCGGCGGAUGUUCGGUCAUGAGGUCCUGCUAGGGGCUCCGCCCGCAGCGCCGCGGCCACCGGCCUCUGUAUGUGCGGGGUCGGGCCUCCAGUAUACUUUUGAAAAUGCAACUCAAACAUUUGAUGACCUCCCAGCAAGAUUUGGCUACAGACUUCCAGCUGAAGGCUUAAAGGGUUUUUUGAUUAAUUCAAAACCAGAGAAUGCCUGUGAGCCCAUAGUGCCUCCACCACUCAAGGGCAAUUCGUCUGGGACUUUCAUUGUGCUAAUCAGAAGACUUGACUGUAAUUUUGAUAUAAAGGUUUUGAACGCACAGAGGGCAGGAUACAAAGCAGCCAUAGUUCACAAUGUUGAUUCUGAUGACCUCAUUAGCAUGGGAUCCAACGACAUUGAUGCACUAAAGAAAAUUGACAUUCCAUCUGUUUUUAUUGGUGAAUCUUCAGCUAAUUCUCUGAAAGAUGAAUUCAUUUAUGAAAAAGGGGGCCACAUUAUAUUAGUUCCAGAGUUUACUCUUCCCCUAGAAUACUACUUAAUUCCCUUCCUUAUCAUAGUGGGCAUCUGUCUCAUCUUGAUAGUCAUUUUCAUGAUCACGAAAUUUGUUCAGGACAGACAUAGAGCUAGAAGAAACAGACUCCGUAAAGAUCAACUUAAGAAACUCCCUAUACAUAAAUUCAAGAAAGGAGAUGAGUAUGAUGUGUGUGCCAUUUGCUUGGAUGAAUAUGAAGAUGGAGACAAGCUUAGAAUCCUUCCCUGUUCCCAUGCUUAUCAUUGCAAGUGUGUAGACCCUUGGCUAACGAAAACCAAAAAAACCUGUCCAGUCUGCAAGCAAAAAGUCGUUCCUUCUCAAAGUGAUUCAGAGUCUGACACAGACAGCAGUCAAGAAGAAAAUGAAGUGUCAGAACAUACUCCUUUACUUAGACCUCUGGCUUCGGUUAGCACUCAGUCAUUUGGGGCUUUGUCAGAAUCCCACUCACAUCAGAACAUGACAGAAUCUUCAGAUUAUGAGGAAGAUGAUAAUGAAGAUACUGACAGUAGUGAUGCAGAAAAUGAAGUUAAUGAACACAGUGUUGUGGUCCAACUACAACCUAAUGGUGAACAAGAGUACAACAUGGCAAAUACUGUUUAACCUUCAGAGGGUGGCUGGAUUGUUUCCUUUUAAAAUGCUUCUUUUAGGUAUAUAAUUUGAUCCCUCCCCCACUCCCUUCAGAAACUUCUGUAGAAAUAACUUGUGUUUCAGUGUUCUACAGUUUAAUCAAGUUACUGAAAUAGGUUUUUUUUUUUUUUUAACCCAUCUGGUAUUUAUCUACAAGAGUGCACUUCCUUUUACUAAUAAUAGACUGGUGCUGUAACCCAAGCAUCAAAUCAGUUUUUCUGGAAUGAAAUAUAGCCAAAAUGAUAAAACUCACAAUAGCCUGCAGUUAAGGUCUAGAUCACAGUAUACAAAUAUUCCAAGUUUCACACGCAAGAUCAGUACCGUGGCCGCCUAGCAUGAGCUAAGCCAACUCCCACCUCUAUAAAGUUACGUACGUGAGUUGGAAUAGGUUUGUUCUGGUAUUUUCCUAAAUUGCCAUCACUAGUGACAGAUGACAAGGCAAGUUAGCAUUCUUCCUCCUAUCUACACCACAAACUCAAAGCUGCCUUUUUCCUUUCUCAAGUAAUCUUAUCCUGACAGGAACCAUCUGCACUAGUACAAAUUUCAAAUUCUUUGUUGUUGUUAGUUUAAGACUUUGAAUAUAAUAGUAUUAUAUAUAAUUUUUUUAACGGAUGAAAUCUAGAGUCUGAUCUCUGGAUACUGACUUUCAUUUCCAUCUGUACUAGUACAAAUUUCAAAUUCAUUAUUGUUAGUUUAACUAUUAUAUAUAAUUUUUUUAUCAGAUGAAAUCUAGAGUCUGAUCUCUGGAUACUGACUUUCAUUAUCUUUAAGGGUUUUAUGUUGUGAUCAAAGCAAAAAAAAAAAACUGUAUAGAUAUACCAAACUUCAGUAACUAUUAAUACUAAGAUUAUAUACCUCUAAAUAAAGAGCAUCUUAUGCUAAUCAGCCCUGCUAAUUUAUGUACAGAGGAAAUUGUUCAAGUAUUAGGUUUGAAAAUAAAUGCUUAUCGUUUAACAGAAGCUAAUGAUGUAUUUAAACAAUGUAUUAUGAAGAGCUAAAUUAUAUUCAUUGUAACUAUAUAGAAAAUAUAUAUAAUCAAAAUGCUGACUUUUUAUAUGGCCUGUAUGAAGGGAGUUUGAAUGUUAAUAAACAUGUUUUCCACUUUAACAACCACA